Molecule: messenger RNA, 600 nt
Organism: Rodentolepis nana
Lineage: Eukaryota; Metazoa; Platyhelminthes; Cestoda; Cyclophyllidea; Hymenolepididae
Source: the annotation of a GenBank genome assembly
AGGCUAACAGUGAAGAACCCAUCGUUAAAAUUAUUGGCUAAUCAGACAGUCGAUAAUUUAGGAAAUAUUCAUUUAACAAAUGAAGAGAUUUACUCUAUACAAUUCAUCUAUGAUUUUCUCCACAUUACACCUCCAAUGUCUGCUCCGGAAGAGCUGAAAACGGGACCUGACCUUUCAUCACCCGAUUCGAACGGUUUUGCCACCGUGAAUCCUGAGACGCUUCGUCAUGUCAAAUAUAAGAAUAUUUUCGCACUUGGCGAUUGCUCCAAUAUUCCCACUUCAAAAACAGCUGCUGCCAUUUCUUCUGAAAGUCAGGUUUUGUGUGCAAACCUCGCAGACGUUAUCAAAGGCGGCUCAGGAGAAUACAAUGGCUACACGUCAUGUCCUUUGAUAACGGGAUAUUGGAAAGGCAUCUUGGCUGAAUUCGAUUACAAACUGACUCCGAUGGAAACAUUCCCAGUGGAUCAGUCUCAGGAACGUGCCUUUUUCGCUUGGUUCAAGCGCAAUGUUUUGCCACCUCUCUACUGGAAUGGGCUUAUCAAGGGUUCAUGGAAUGGCCCAAGCACAUUAAGAAAGAUUUUUCAUUUGGGAAGGGGAUGA